UAUUUGUAUGGCUUGCAUUCCACCAAUAAUCCGCCAAAGCGCGUAGCCAUUUUGGAGGUUACAUGGACAUUUUCAUAAAGGUAGUUUUGAUAAUGAGUUUUAUAAUACACAUAUACUUAUAUGUUCAGGAUACGUAAAAUAAUCCUGCCGUGUUUGUAGUAUGUAACACUAGGUUAGAGUGACUGCAGUGCAGAUUAAACAAACAUUGAAUUAUUAUAAUAUUAAUCAGUGACCGGGAAAAAUUGGUGGAUACUCAUUGCAUAAUAUAUCAACAUAUAAAGAUGGACGAACCGAAGAAAGAAGAACCGAAGAAGGGAAAACCGAACAUUGAAAUGGAAUCGUAUGAAAGACGUUUCUUUGCUAUAAUAAGGCGUGGUCAAACAGAAAAUAUAUUACGUUAUCUACAUAAUAUACAUAUUGAUACAGUAAAUGAGGAGGGUGAGACGCCUUUAAUAAUUGCCGCCAAGGGCUGUAAUUAUGUGCUGUUAAAACUUCUGACAGAACAAGGUGCAAAGCUAAAUAAAACUGAUAAGGAAGGAAGAACUGCUUUACAUUAUGCAUCAGGACAUGGUAACUUUGAUAGUAUCAAUCUUCUGUUAGCUAAUGGUGCUAAUAUUGAUAUAAAAGAUGAGGAGGGAAGAACCCCAUUGCAUUAUGCUGUGAAGGGUGAUCAUAUCAAGUCUGUUGAUUUGUUGGUUUUUUGUGGUGCUGAUGGAACCCUACCAGAUUAUAAUGGUGUUACCCCUAUGUCAUUAUGUAGUGAUAGCAAGAUGUCAUCAUUGAUGUUAGAUUCUGUGAAAACUGUUAAUGCUAUUAAACAGGGCUACAUCAAAAUCGAUCGAAAUGUCCUAAAAAGUGAUGAAACAAAGGACUUACGGAAUCUUAACUGUAAAAUUUCUACGCCAGUAACAUUUUCCUCGGACGAUGUUUACUUACUAUCUAGAAGGGUGAGACCAGAGUUUCGGAGACAUGUUUUACGACCUAAAGAACUUCUUAUCAGUGAUACCUGCCAGUUUAGGGUUUCAGGUUCAGCGAUAGAAAACGACAUGACAAUCAGCGUGCCAAUGUAUUGUCGUCCACAACCACACGAGGAAAUCCACAUGAUAACGAACAUGCAACCUAUGGCUGGUGAAGACAAUAUAGAGAGGGAUGUUGCUGAUGCAGAAUCUGGGGAUUUUGUACAAUGUUCUGUAAAAGUUGACCUUCGCUUAGUGGAUAGUUUGUUGUUAGUUACUCUACCGAAGAAAGAAUACCUGGCAAUGUCAACGAAAGGUGGAAAGGUAAAGUCUACAAUUGAUACUUAUGUCACCUUCGAAGUUGAGAAGGACACAUUUAGUACAGAUGGCGCAUUGGUACACCAGAUUUUACCCAAGCCAAUGAUUUCUAAAGAAGAGUUCCCCAAUCUCAUCGCGUGCACCAAUUUUCAUGACGUCACUCAUUCGUCAUCAGAACAGCCGAAGAAUAAAGUGAAAAUGACGCUUCCGUUGCCGAAUGGUUAUACUUCCGGUUCUAAGGAAUAUAAAUUAUACGUAAUGCUAAGACAGGAAGGUGACAACGGAUAUGACGCAGAUAAAUGGGAAGUACUGACUGAUUCCCCAACUGUCACCCAAAAUAAAAUACAAGCAGAUAUUCCCCAUUUCUGUGCGGUGGCCGCAAGACAAUCCAGUCCUGAAAGUAAUAGAAACCUCCGAGGGGAAACUGAACAACUGUAUCAAAAAGCUCUGAGAGCUGAAUGCAAAGCAGUAUUCCUAGGUCUACUCACAAAGCUUAAUAAUAGAGGAGAAGCUGAACUUCUGGCAGAGUGUACAAAUUCUCCGAACUAUAAAUCACGUAUCGAAGACCAUGUAAGUGACAAUUACGUCGAUCAAGAGCCAAGCUUCACGAAACCGUUCACGACGUAUUCGGGUCAUAAGUUUCUUCUGGAAGUGAAAGGGCAGUUAGAAAUUGACGAAAAGAUCCAACAGAGUCUUGAAUUCCACCCUAAACGAACAAAAGAAAACAAAAAGUGCUUUGCCAUAAUACCCACAAAUGAAGAUUUUGAAUGUCGUGGACAAUUAGAGAUUAUAGACCUACAACCGCAAGAGAAUAAGUAUGGGCUUACGACAGGUGAGACCAUUGAUCGAAUUCAUUUGCACCUGAAACCUAGAGAAAAUAAAAACGAAGAUCACCGAAAAAAGAAGUAUGAAGGUUUUCUUAGUGAUCGGCUUAUUAAACACAUCACAAACAAACUAGAAAAGGAACAAUUUGAUAAACUACUGGUUGACAUUCAUAAAUCUACGGCGAUCACUGAACCACGUGAGCAAGUAUUAAGGGAAUGGAGAGAUAUAGCUAUAAACAGAGAAGAUGGUGGCUUACCAGCAUUGAUUAAAGGGCUUGGCGAUUUGGAACAAACGGAACUUGUGGGGGAUAUUUUAGAACAAUUAAAGGAUUGGAAGAAAGAUUAUAUUAAAACAAGAGUACCGUUUACUAUCUGGUUAUCAGAUAUAGACCCAGAUGGAUUUUCUAAAAUAAAACAAGGUACAAAGAAACCGAUGUCGGAUGAGUUCUUGAGAUCUCUAGCAGUAGAGAUUUGUAAGAGUGACGAAGAUACAAGUGAAUUAUUUCAAAACUUGAAGAUGGAAGAAAAUCAGAUAUUAAACAUCACAGAAAAUAGACUUUACGCAGGGAAGAAGAAAAUCAAAGUUCAAAUAUACUUGCUAUUAAAAUUGUUCCGAGACUUGAAUUAUUCUAGACAGUCGGAAAGCUUUCAAAACCUCCAUAAAGAACUAUACGAGUUGCGACACAAGUUCCCGAAAGCAGAUGAACGUUGCUUGGGGAUGGCCGAAGACUGGAUCCAAUCUAACAAUAAUUAUUCUGAUUUGAGAGAUACCUUGAAACCGUAUAUUGAGGCACAUCGAAGUAAAGAACGCGACUAUAAUGGAUUAGAGAGGAUUAUACCAACACCUGAAUAAUAUUAGAUGUAUAACAAAUUGAACUGGGGGGAUACUGGCUUCAAUCUAAUUUAAAUCUAAAAGUAAACAUAGGCCCUAGUGUUUAUUGGCUUAUCGCCUGUCCAACCUCGUGGGUUUUCUGUGGAUCCCCCGCCCCCCCCCCCCCCACUGCUAAAGACCAUUACGCGCAAGUGAAUUAUUGAAAUAAAAUUAAACCAUAUGUUAGUCCCGAAAUAACCUAGUUUGUGUCGAGUGAACAUUAAACCCAUUUCUACCCCUCUUAUUGGCUUUAUUUUUGAAACAUAAAUUAGGACACAAGUGCUACACAUCUUCUGGUUCUUGCUGUACUUCGUCUCCUUGGUGGUGACGUCAAUUCAUGUGAGAUCGACAUAUAUCUUAACAUGCGCAUUUCUUUCACAAGUGUAUAUCGAUUGACCGACUUCUAUGUUUAAUAUGGCGUUGCAAUUUUAAGAUGGUGGCAAUGACGUCAUGGUUGUAAUCUUUAUUUCGGCUUGUAUUAUUUAUAUAAAA
This is a messenger RNA of Patella vulgata (common limpet), 3461 nucleotides long. RefSeq lists its product as uncharacterized. Bases 282 to 2951 code for a protein of 889 amino acids. Gene Ontology annotation, cellular component: cytoplasm; nucleus. Lineage: Eukaryota; Metazoa; Mollusca; Gastropoda; Patellidae. Gene Ontology annotation, molecular function: protein binding. The transcript has 16 exons. The record is from RefSeq and is a predicted model, not a curated record.